This is a messenger RNA of Paramecium primaurelia, 1137 nucleotides long. Lineage: Eukaryota; Ciliophora; Oligohymenophorea; Peniculida; Parameciidae. The record is from the annotation of a GenBank genome assembly.
AUGCACUAAAAAGUUCUAUUAAUAAUCGAAUAAUGCACGAAUGGUGGAUUUGGAGAGGAGAAAUGUUAUGAUAAAGAACAAUAUAUUAUGAAGUUACAUUUUAUGUUUGAGAUUAAUUCCAUUAAAUAAAGGAGUUAAAGGAGACACAAGGAUUCAUAUUCUAUGUAAGGGUAUCAAUCAAAAAAAGUGCUCAUGUUCAAAAAGAUGGAAAGAUUUAUUAUAAAUACCAGAAGAAUCUUUAGAUUUUAAAACAGAAAUUAAUAAAAUAAGAAUUUUAAGGUAUAUAUGAAAUUAGCUUGGAUUUUAAUGUCUAUUAUAAAUUACAUCCUAUAAUUAUUUGCCAAAAAUAAUAGAUAUCACUUGUUUGUUUCUAUUAGUUAAUAUUUAUGGUAUAGCAAUACAAGAAUUAAAUUAAUUCUCUUUUCUAAGCAGAUUAUCUAUUAAGUUCGUUUUUAUAAUAAUAAUUAAAUUCUACGAAAACUGAUUUGAAAAACUAGAGAAUUAAGAGAUAUUUUAUGAAAUAUCAAAUUAACAUUGAGUAUCUUCAAAAUGAAAAAAAAUAAUAAAAUAAUAUUUAAUGGUAAAAUUCAAGAUUAUUCUUUGCAAUAAAAGACAAUUUUCUAAAAAAUAUUCCCCAAAAAAUUUCCAUUAUUGUUUAAAAAGCUAAGUAAUUCAAAGUAUUUUAAUUAGUUUGGUUUGCCAUAAGGCCAUUUAGAGAAAGCUAUUUAAUAAUCAAAAGAGUAAAUAGUGUUAAUCAAAUCAUUAAAUGUUAGAUGGUUUCACUUCUUAUUUUAGGGUAUAAGAGAAAUAAUAGUUCGAGUUCCAUAGAGAAUAGAAAGAGUAAAUUAUUAAGUCACCAUCAUAUUUUUUCUAUUUUAUAUCUCCAAACAAGCCAUACUGUUUCAUGUUGAAUUAUAAAAUAAAUUAGAAGCAGUUCCCAAAAUUAAAAUGGUAAAAAAUAACAAAAACUAUAGUUUUGGGUCAUUUACUGAAGAUAGGUUAUUCAGACCUUAAGGAUAUGCAUUUUAAUUUGAAAUUAUUUAGAGUGAAUCUAAUAAUAAAUUUGAUUUAUAUUUUUUCACCUAACAAUUAAUAAAGGUUUCUGUUAGAAUAAAACUUAUUCUAUUUUACUUUUGA